AUGGCACCUUCCCCCAAAAAGUAUGCCCUCAUUGGCACGGGCAGCCGGGCCAUCUUCUUCUACACGGCCAUUGUCACGACGUACAAAGAUACAUCGUCUCUCGUUGCGUUCUGCGAUACCAACCAGACCCGCCUCGACUAUGCCAACUCGAGAAUCAAGGCCCUUGGCCACCCAGAGGUGCCAACGUAUCUCGCGUCAGACUACGACAAGAUGAUAGCCGAGACAAGGCCGGACGAGAUCAUUGUGACCACCGUCGACCGCACACACCACAACUACAUUGUCCGCGCCCUGGAGCUGGGGUGCACGGUGCUGAGCGAGAAGCCCAUGACCGUCGACGUGGCCAAGUGUAACGAGAUCCUCCGCGCCGUCGAGCGUACCGACGGCAAGGUCCGCGUGAGCUUCAACUAUCGCUAUGCCCCGCACAACACCAAGAUCUACCAGGUCCUCCAGUCGGGCGCGAUUGGCAAGGUGACGAGCGUGCACUUUGAGUGGAUGCUGAACACGAGCCACGGCGCGGACUACUUCCGUCGCUGGCAUCGCGACAAGCGCAACAGCGGGGGGCUGCUUGUGCACAAGUCAACGCAUCACUUUGACCUGGUGAACUUUUGGCUGCAGAGCCGACCCAAGACGGUGUUUGCGCAGGGCGACCUCAAGUUCUACGGCAAGGAGAACGCGGAGAGCAGAGGGAAGAAGGAGUUUUACUCGCGGGCGCAUGGGAGUGCCUGCGCCAAGGACGAUCCGUUUGCGCUGCACCUCAAGGACAAUGAGCAGCUCAAGGCCCUCUAUCUGGAUGCGGAGCACGAGGAUGGAUACUAUCGCGACCAAAGUGUCUUUGGCGACGGGAUCAACAUUGAGGACACGAUGAGCGUCCUGGUCAAGUACCGCAAUGGCGCGUCCUUGACGUACUCACUCACUGCCUACGCGCCCUGGGAAGGGUUCAGGGUGAGCAUCAACGGAACGGGCGGAAGGCUCGAAGUCGAGGUUGUCGAGAACAGCUACGUGUCGGCUGGUGGCGCACAGGCAGCGGAGGGAAGCCUCGAAAGUCGGACCGUCACCCUGCGGAGGCUCUUCGAAAAGCCGGUCGAGGUCGAGAUCCAGGACGGUGAGGGCGCGCAUGGCGGAGGUGACGAGCUCCUUCUGAGGGACCUGUUUGGUGCCAUCACGGGCGACGAUGCGAGAGCGCUCCAGGCGAGCCAUGUUGAUGGUGCAGCGUCCAUCUUGACGGGCAUUGCGGCCAACAAGUCGAUAGCAACGGGCCAAGUGGUGGACGUGGACGAUUUGUUGUACAUUGCGUAG
Molecule: messenger RNA, 1296 nt
Organism: Emericellopsis cladophorae
Lineage: Eukaryota; Fungi; Ascomycota; Sordariomycetes; Hypocreales; Bionectriaceae
Product: putative oxidoreductase-like protein
Exons: 1
Coding region: 1-1296 (431 amino acids)
Molecular function (GO): nucleotide binding
Source: RefSeq, a predicted model, not a curated record